UCUUAACGACGUAAACCUUUGCACUGUGAAUAACCCGACGGUCAAUCCGCACUCGAAAUGCACAUAUUUUUCAACUAAGAUGAAUAAACAACACGUGGCCGGUGGCCCAAUAACACACACUUCGCAAACCGUAAAUUACGUGGCAGUGAUCAACCGGACUGGUGCACCACAAUUACCCAGUUAGAAAACCACCUGAUCGCACCUUGCCCCAACAUCCGGUAAAAAAACGCCCGGAAAAAUUACCGUUUUUCUCUCCACCGCCAAUCAUUGGACGCAGCAAUUUUUGUCUCUAAUACUCGCACACUAAAAAACGUGCACAGUUGGCAGAAAGAGUUCACAAUUUGCAUCCAACUUUUUCUUCUCCUAAAAACACCAAAAUUGCCAGUCCCAUUAUAUAUCUCUUGUUAGUCUUUUCAGUUUGUCGAUACACACGUAUACAUAUAUUGUUCUGCAAACAGAGCCGAAAAGGGCUCGCCGGAAAUGUAUACGGUGUUCAAGCGUCUGCUCAUCGGCGGCGAGAUUGUUGACGAGGAAGGCGACUGGGAAAAAGAGAGAUAAAUAUAAUAAAAAAAUCCAAAAAUCCAGAAAAAAGAGCAGAAAUUCAGAAGAAAAGAAGUGCAGAAAAUAAAGGGGAAAUCGAAAAAAGGGGCCGUUGAUAUUCUAUGAAGUACCCAAAGGAUUUUGAAGAUUCAUCAGUUACCAAACAAACUCCGGUCAAAAUUCCUUUCAUGGAGGCCGCGCCCAAGAUGAAGGGAAACGACGUCGUGUCGGUGAAAUGCGAGUGCUGCUGCCUGACGGAGGAAUGUACGGAGGAGUACGCGCGGCGCGUGCGGGACCGCUAUUCAGGCCGUUGGAUUUGCGGGCUUUGUGCGGAGGCCGUGAAGGACGAGAUGGUGAGGUCGGAAAAAGGGAUUGAGGCAGAGGAGGCACUGAACCAGCACAUGAGUUUCUGCAGGAAGUUCAGGGCCCGGAGCCCGCCCGAGAACCCGACUGAGGAUUUGAUUGCGGCCGUCAAGCAGCUGGUUCUGAAGAGGCUGGACUCGCCCCGGCCCAGCCCGGAGGGGAAGCCCGUCAUGGAAUCGGGUUGUUUUGAGACUAAUUGAAUGUUAGAUUCGAGUGGUUUUUGAAACAUGGUUUGUGUUUUAUAUUGAAUAAUAAUGUGGCUGCAUUUUAAGGUUGCACUUAGUGAUGUAGACUAUGUUUGGCUUAAGAUUGUUAAGGUAAAAUUAUUAUUUUAUGCAUUGAUUGUUUGUUGAGCUUGGAUACUAUUAGAGAUGUUAAACCAAAAAGUUGUUCAUAGGUUGGAUAGGCUCGUAGAGACUUGAAAAUGUAAAAUUUUACGUAAUGUUAUAUAGAUCAGCUCAUUAAGUCUCAAACUCUAACUCGACUUGAUAAGCUCUCGAGCAUUUGCUCGAGUGUCCGAAGCUCGGCUUCAUCUACUUUAUCAUUCGAAGGGGAAUCUUUUCCAUGAGGAGAGAAUAUUGGAGACAAGAUUGCGUUAGAUUCGAGGGCGAAUCAUUUUCCAGGAGGAGGAGAAUGAUGAAGACGAGUUUGCGUUGGAUUUUUUGAACAAGCAUGAUCAUUCGACAUCAUUAGUUUAAUCAUUUAUUUUUUUUAUUUUA
This is a messenger RNA of Striga asiatica, 1622 nucleotides long. Lineage: Eukaryota; Viridiplantae; Streptophyta; Magnoliopsida; Lamiales; Orobanchaceae. The record is from the annotation of a GenBank genome assembly.